Aureobasidium uvarum is the source of this 699-nucleotide messenger RNA. NCBI's taxonomy places the organism in Eukaryota, Fungi, Ascomycota, Dothideomycetes, Dothideales, Saccotheciaceae. The record is from the annotation of a GenBank genome assembly.
AAUAGUACUCUGUCUGAGGAUCCGUCAUGGGACGCAAUCCAGGAUUAUGCGGCAUCAACCAAUCCCUACAUCAGGGGUCUGUGCGGCGAGAUAUGCGAUCACUUACUGAUGCUUGCUGAAGCAAUACUCCCGGCAAUCAGAAUCGGCGACCUCGACACCAAAUUUCCAGGGCAUGCCAAAUGUGCUCGGGAGGCCAGCGAAAUUUUCGGAAUUCACAUACAAGAACUGGAAGAUGCAAUCGACGUCCUGUUUGAAUUUGCAAAUGGAACCAACCCCACGACACCUGGAGGCAUGGCGAGAGCACGUACAUACUACCUUGUCAACACUAGCAACUACGCCAUGCACUUUAUGAUGACGGUAGAAGAAAUCAGAAUCGUAGAUGUGAAAGGUUGCAAACGACGCAUGGUCGACGCAGCUGUCAGAUUCCGGGACAUACGAGACGAUGCGUCCGAGUUGUCCGAAAAGUACUUUGAGCUUUCGCAACCAACUGAAUACGGAGCUGAGGAUAUUUAUGGUGAUAUUGUCGUGUCUUCUCUGUCUGCUGCUGUUCGUUUACCACAAGUCGGUAUGGCAGCAGANGCUUAUGCCACAAGUGGUGGAGUCAAGGAAGAGUGGGAUCGGUCUGCAUUACAGACGCCCAGUCUGCCGGCUCACCUGCAAGGAACCAGACAGUACCACGAUGAAAUCCAAAGACCGUCG